This is a messenger RNA of Fulvia fulva, 1242 nucleotides long. Its product is annotated as Acetyltransferase pyiB. The coding region runs from base 1 to 1242 and encodes 413 amino acids. The transcript has 2 exons. NCBI's taxonomy places the organism in Eukaryota, Fungi, Ascomycota, Dothideomycetes, Mycosphaerellales, Mycosphaerellaceae. The record is from RefSeq and is a predicted model, not a curated record.
AUGGAUAUCUACCCUGCUCACGUUCUGGACAAUGCCCAAAAUUAUCGCAAGAUACUCAUGUCGUACAUGUUUCGAUUCAACGACAUCCCAGACGGCCAACAGCUAGUAGACUCACUUUUAGCAUUGCUCAAAAUUGGCGACUGGCGGAAGCUCAGCGGACGCUUCCGACUCAAUGAAAACGGCAAGCUUGAGAUUCACGUCCCACGACACUUUACAUCCGAAGCGCCAGCCAUUACCUACUCGCACCAAGUAUUUGCCGCGAGUGUCGACACACAUGCUCUGGGGAAGUGGCUACCUCCGCCGGGACAUCACAGUGGAGUGCGGCAAUGCUCCGGCCUGCGAGACUUUGUCGACAUUCGGCUGCGCAACUGGUCACUGGUUCUAAACAACAGAACAGGGGAUGUGCUUCCAUUGGUUGGAGCCCGAGAUGAUACCCUCGAGGAGUUGCUCGUGCGAGAUACUGGGCAGGCUGAAGAGUCAGUUCUCGACAAGUUGAGCAUUGGAUUACUGGGGUCUAUUGUGUUGCUGAUUCGUGCGAUCUGGAUGACAUUGCGGGAUCCAGGCUAUGAGCGGCGAGUUGUUAUCCUGCCCCAAGACGAGGUGAGUCGGCUCUGUGUCCAAGCACGCAGCGAUCUUAAAAUGCAAGGCGGAAAAGAGCUCUUCAUCAGCGAAGCCGACGUUCUCGCUGCAUGGGCAGCGCGGAUGGUAGCAGCCUCACAGCCCAGGCCACGCCCCGUCACCAUCGCCAGCGUUAUUAACCUCCGAUUCACGCUUGAUACCUUGCGGGAAACAAGCGGCGAAUACAUCCAUAAUCUGCUACAGUUAGCUUAUGUUCCCAUUGCACCGGGCCACACCACUGCGCCUUUGGGAAUCACAGCCCUCGCCCACCGGCAGCAGGUCACGGAGCAAUGCACAAAAUCGCAGACGCUCGCCUAUAUUCGCAUGCAACGGGACCACACCAAAGCCACAGGCGACCUCAAGCUCAUGUUUGGCAGCCCAAGAGCUGCAUUUCUAAAGGUCAAUAACCUCAUCAGACUUGACUUUUUCCACAACAUCGACUUCUCUUCCGCCGUAAUCCCGAGUGACGACCCGGGUAUAGGGGUGGGAACACGCCAGAAUCCAGCGGGUACGAUUGUCGAUUAUUUCACGCUGUCUCUCAACCAAGCAACCAUCUUUACAAGUGAUCCCUGUGUCCUCGGCAAGGACCAUUGCGGCAGGAUCCAGAUGCUGGGAACAUUUUAA